This is a messenger RNA of Lethenteron reissneri (Far Eastern brook lamprey), 1554 nucleotides long. NCBI's taxonomy places the organism in Eukaryota, Metazoa, Chordata, Hyperoartia, Petromyzontiformes, Petromyzontidae. The record is from the annotation of a RefSeq genome assembly.
GUGACUCUUAUUCGUUGAUUAUUCUCUACUAAUCAUAAAGACAUCGGCACCCUAUAUCUAAUCUUCGGGGCCUGAGCAGGAAUAGUGGGAACCGCUUUAAGCAUCCUAAUUCGAGCAGAACUAAGUCAACCAGGCACUUUACUAGGAGAUGACCAAAUUUUUAACGUCAUCGUAACCGCCCACGCGUUUGUCAUAAUUUUCUUUAUAGUCAUGCCAAUUAUAAUUGGAGGCUUCGGAAACUGACUAGUGCCAUUAAUACUUAGCGCCCCUGAUAUAGCCUUCCCUCGUAUAAACAAUAUAAGUUUUUGACUACUCCCACCCUCAUUGCUUUUACUCUUAGCUUCUGCAGGAGUUGAAGCUGGGGCUGGAACAGGAUGAUCCGUAUACCCACCUCUAGCAGGAAACUUAGCCCACACAGGAGCCUCUGUUGAUUUAACAAUUUUCUCUCUUCAUCUAGCCGGAGUCUCAUCAAUUCUAGGAGCAGUCAAUUUUAUUACAACAAUUUUUAAUAUGAAGCCCCCAACUAUAACACAAUAUCAAACUCCUUUAUUUGUUUGAUCCGUUUUAAUUACUGCAGUCCUUCUUCUCCUAUCACUUCCUGUACUCGCAGCCGCUAUCACUAUACUUUUAACAGAUCGUAAUUUAAAUACAUCCUUCUUCGAUCCUGCAGGUGGUGGAGACCCAAUUCUGUACCAACACCUAUUUUGAUUCUUUGGGCACCCUGAAGUCUAUAUUCUAAUUCUACCAGGCUUUGGAAUUAUUUCUCAUGUAGUUGCUUAUUAUGCUGGUAAAAAAGAACCAUUUGGAUACAUAGGGAUAGUCUGAGCAAUAAUGGCUAUCGGACUAUUAGGAUUUAUUGUUUGAGCCCAUCACAUAUUUACAGUAGGAAUAGAUGUUGAUACACGAGCCUACUUUACAUCAGCCACAAUAAUUAUUGCUAUUCCAACAGGAGUUAAAGUUUUUAGCUGAUUAGCUACCCUCCACGGUGGAAAAAUCGUAUGACAUACCCCAAUACUAUGAGCCUUAGGCUUUAUUUUCUUAUUUACUGUAGGAGGACUUACUGGAAUUGUUCUAUCCAACUCAUCACUAGAUAUUAUCCUUCAUGACACUUACUAUGUAGUAGCCCACUUCCAUUAUGUACUAUCUAUAGGAGCUGUUUUCGCAAUUAUAGCUGGUUUUGUUCACUGAUUCCCGUUAUUCACAGGAUAUACACUUAACGAAACUUGAUCAAAAGCACACUUUGUAAUUAUAUUCACUGGUGUAAAUCUUACAUUCUUCCCCCAACAUUUCCUAGGUUUAGCUGGCAUACCACGACGCUAUUCAGACUACCCAGAUGCCUAUACUACAUGAAAUGUCGUCUCCUCAAUUGGAUCAACAAUCUCUUUAAUCGCUGUUAUACUAUUUAUAUUUAUCUUAUGAGAAGCUUUCUCUGCUAAACGUAAAGCCAUUGCUACAGACCUUCUUAAUACAAACAUUGAGUGACUUCACGGCUGCCCACCACCUUAUCACACUUAUGAAGAACCAGCCUAUGUUCAAACUAAUUUCAAGAAAAGA